Tribolium madens (black flour beetle) is the source of this 2528-nucleotide messenger RNA. RefSeq names its product transcription factor GATA-4-like. Gene Ontology annotation, biological process: negative regulation of transcription by RNA polymerase II; cell fate commitment; positive regulation of transcription by RNA polymerase II. Gene Ontology annotation, molecular function: RNA polymerase II cis-regulatory region sequence-specific DNA binding; DNA-binding transcription factor activity, RNA polymerase II-specific; zinc ion binding. The record is from RefSeq and is a predicted model, not a curated record. Bases 115 to 1752 code for a protein of 545 amino acids. NCBI's taxonomy places the organism in Eukaryota, Metazoa, Arthropoda, Insecta, Coleoptera, Tenebrionidae. The transcript is spliced from 9 exons.
UGAAAAAUUAAAACUGUCCGACCGCUCCGUCGUUCUUGCCAUGACUGUUGUACUCGAGUGUUAUAAACGUUGCAGUUGGGUUUGUUGAUAGUGGUUGAUUUUGAUAACACCGAUAUGGCAACAAAACCAGAUUAUCAACGAACAUACGGUAUUGAUGGCCGAUACAACGAAGAACCCACUCAAUACAGCCCCGCCUCUCAUCAUGAGGGGGCUGAGCCUUCACCCCACUCUCGAGCGACAACGCCUCUCGAAUGUCUGCCCUAUACAACAGAAGCUGAUCAGGAAAAUUAUACAAAUGUCAUGCGAUCUGAAGGGGAUUAUAAUAUACUUUUCAACAAUACGAGAAUAGACGAGGUGCCGAUUGAUGAGACUUCCGGCACUGAGUAUCUGCAAUUGGGGACUGUUCAAAAUGUUUCAAAUGGGUCUCCAAAUGGUAGUGCGAAUUCCAACUCUGGAUCUCCUCGACGAGUGGCCUUUACACAUUUAAAUUCGAUACAAACUUCAGACCACCAUACCAUUAUAGAGGGAUCGCAUCUCACACAACUGACUAGCCAUAUAAGUUACACAGGAGAAAUAGAAUCGUCUCCUGGUGUUAAUAUAGCAAGCACUUUGUACGCGCGAAAUCCGAGUAGUUACACCACAGGCACCAUGCCUUCUUACUACGGGACAGGAUCGCCGGAGCUAUCAUCGCAAUCGACCCAAAUGUGGACCAAUUCAGGAUUAAAUUCCAACCCGGGACUAGUGCUGGCUGAAGAGUAUCCAAAAGUGACUUCUUCGACGGCUUUGCCUGCAUUUAACAGAUUAUCGGCUCUUCACACGAACUCUCACCACCGAAGUGCCCCAUAUACUGUGCCCAGUUCGUCGAAUUACAACGACUGGCAGUACGAACCCACGGGGACGCUUCAAUACAACAUCCUGAGUCCUGGGGCUUCACGAAACCGGCCCUUGUCGGCCUCAGCCUCCCUCUCGGCAAUAGACCCCCGUGCCGAGUAUUUUACGGAGGGACGAGAAUGCGUGAACUGUGGUGCCAUUGAUACCCCUUUAUGGAGAAGAGAUGGUACUGGGCAUUACCUGUGCAAUGCUUGUGGCCUUUACCACAAGAUGAACGGCAUGAACCGGCCCCUUGUCAAGCAGCCUCGUAGAUUGUCUGCUUCUCGUCGAGUCGGUUUAACUUGCACUAACUGCCACACAAGUACGACGUCUCUUUGGCGAAGAAACACUGUUGGUGAGCCCGUCUGCAAUGCUUGCGGACUUUACUUCAAACUCCAUGGAGUAAAUCGACCGUUGGCAAUGAAGAAGGAUAGUAUCCAGACAAGGAAACGGAAACCCAAAGGGAGCAAGGAUAGCAACACCCGGCAUGCCAUAUCCAACGCCCUAGAGUCUACAAUAAAUAAUAUUAAGUUGGAACAAAACUUACCAUCUGUUAAAUUAGAACAUUCUUCCUUAGAGAAUUAUAAUGAUCUGAGGUCUAUAGUAACAUUGAACCACGUGCCGCACAACACAACCUCGAAUUACGUUUACAACAAUCAAUCUCAUCAGAGGAUGUCUCCUUACACAUCGCAGUCAUCACAAAUCACUAAUAAUUAUUUCGACAUGAUUCCUCAAGCGAGUCCCAGUUCACCCUCCACGACAUCACCGAGUCCCAAUUCUCCACUUAUUGCUAACAAUAACAACAACAACAACAACACGAAAGUGAUUAUGAAUGGAGAUAAUAAUAUGGAGAGACCCACAGUAGUAACAUUGUCCUCAUAAUUGUUCUCUGAAAUACCGUAUCAUUAGUCAACGUAUAAAAAUACAUAAUUAUUGCAAUAAUAUAAAUAUGCUUAGGGUUAUUUUACCGAUAAGUUGUUUUUAGGUAUUUAACGAGUGUCGUCUGUUAUCCUAUCUUUUAUUGGAAGAGAUCUCUAAUUUUUUAUUAUUUUGACCUGUUGAUCAGAUUCGUAAUUGGCUGUAACAUGAGAAUAUAAUUUAUGUAACAUGACAGUUUAGAAACUAAAUGUUUUUGUUAAAUAGCUUUAUUCAUAAGAUUAUCGAAAUUUAAUAAAAAAAUGUGAUAGGGAAAUAGAUAUUUUGCGGACAUUUAUUGAGAAAGAAGUUAAGUACAAAGAUAGUUUGUUAAUUGUAUAUUAUAUAUACUUAAAAGGAAAAUUUCUCUGAAAUUACCAAAGACAAUUGUAGUUUUUUCAACACUAGGUUUAAUCUUCUCAAAUAUUAUUUUGCUUAUAAGAGUUAAUUGUUUUUUUUUUGACUGAUUUGAAUUUACACAAAACAUUUGUUUACAAAAAGGUCUGAUGUACAUUAUUUAGAUCUUUUUAUUAAGAGUGUUUAUUCUAAUCAUUUAGAAGUUAAGGAUUUUUGUUUUAUGGAUUAUAUUUUGUUGUAUAUCUCUCUUAUUUAUUGUCAGUUAUUUUGAAUUGUGAAUCCACAUUCCGAGUACUUGUACAGUUCGUAUAUUUGUAAGGUUUAGGUUCUGUAGAUAUUUUGCAUAUAUUUUAUAUACAAACACUAAAUAAAUUUUCUUCAAGUUA